CAUUUGUAGGUGUGGCGUUAGAAAACUAAACAGCUAAUGGAGGGGUGGCGCACACGAUUGAAAGGAAAGUCCAUUCCCUAUAUAAAGGGUUGUUUUCUGACAUUAUUAAACAGAACGUAUCUUAUUUAUCUACCUUAAACAUUGUCAGUUUAGACAUGAGGGUCUUGAUUUGUUUACUUCUUGUCACGGUUGCGUAUGCCGUAGAAGACAAGGCAGAUGACAAGAAUGUUAAAAAACGUGGUCUCCUCGGUCUUGGUUAUGGAUAUGGAGGUUAUGGAGGAUAUGGAGGACAUGGGGUACAUGGAAUAGUUGAUGGUGGUUGGGCACAUGGAGGUUGGGCUCAUGGUGGUUGGGCAAAUGAUCAUCACACAACUGUUUUGACUAAAACUGUCGCUGUCCCACAUGCCGUACCUGUUCAUGUUCCAGUUCAUGUCCCUGUUGAUCGACCAUAUCCAGUAAAGGUACCAGUCGCUGUCCCCAAACCCUAUCCAGUGGCAGUUCCUGUACCUCAACCCUAUCCAGUUGUACACACCAAAACAGUAGCAGUUCCAGUUCAUGUUGACAGACCAGUUCAUGUUCCCGUUCCUGUCAAGGUUGCCGUUCCAGCCCCAUAUCCCGUUAAAGUUCCAGUUCAUCACACGGUUCCAGUUCCAGUUGCUGUUCCACAUCCUGUGGUCGUGAAGGAAACAGUUCCUGUUCUUGUUCACGGUCAUGGUCACGGUCACGGUCACUAUGAGCAGAGAUCACACAGCGGAUUAUUGUGUCGAAAAUCUUCUAGUUCGGAUAAAAGGAUCGCAAGGUCACUUCAGAAUCGGGGGUCCUCGCAAAAUUCUUCAGUUGCAAAUCAAGACAUCAGCAUCAUGGAUUCCAAGUUUUUAGUUCUCUUUGCACUUCUUGCUUUGGCUUUUGCUGAAGAGGUGAAGAAGGAGGAAGAGAAGAAACCCGAUGACAAGGCAAAACCAAAAAGAGGGUUAAUUGGACUCGGUUACGGUUACAGUGAUCUUACUUACGCAUCAAUACCUGAAAUUUCCACAUAUCAAUUAAGUGAACCCUCAACUCACACUCACACUGUUAUCACUAAGGAAGUAGCGGUUCCCGUUCCGCAACCUAUUGCUGUACCUGUUGAAAAACAUGUACCAUACGCCGUCAAGGUUCCAUAUGCUGUACCAGUCGAUAGGCCAUACCCAGUUCAUAUACCAAAACCAUAUCCAGUAGAAGUGACCAAACACGUUGCAGUGCCAGUUGAUCGUCUAGUACCGUAUGCUGUCAAGGUCCCAGUUAAAGUUCCAGUUCCAGCCCCAUAUCCAGUAAAGGUUCCUGAACCUUAUGCAGUCCCUAUUGUAAAGCAUGUUGCUGUGCCCUACCUAGUUGAAAAAAAUACCCAACCCUUAGUAGUUGAAAAACACACCCAACCAUUAAUAGUUGAGAAACAAACUUACACCUCUGGCUGGAAUUAAAUUUUUAAAUAAAUAUUGAGGCCUACUCGGAUGGGAUUGAAUUUUUCAAGAUCAACGAUCUCAGGAAAUUGAUAUAAUCUUAAUUUUUGUGAUGAAAGAAAAAAAAAUAAAUUUCAAGGAACAUUAAAAAUAAUUAUUGCGACUUGUAAAAAAAACCACUACUCUUAAUUAUGACUGAGAAUCUGUGUGAAUUGAAAUAAAAAUACACAUUUCUCUUUAUGUUUUAUUAAUUUUUAAGGUAACAUCUUUUUUGGAGAGUUCAAGAAAAAACGUGUUGAUAUCGUAAAAUUUUUUUAUAUUCUUGUAAUGUACCUAUAUAUUAAUAAUUAAUCACAUUUUCACUAUUGUUAUCAAUCGACCUUCAUUUUGACAAACAUUUUUCCUGUCCAAAUGCUUAUGGUGAAAUCUAUAAAACAAGAAUAUCUUUUCUAUUGCGCUAGAUUAAUGUUUUUACUUGAACUUUCAUUGUCCUGUAUUAUUGACUGGAAUUUAUUUUCGUUUAAAUAUACAAUUUUCGUAUAAAAUUA
This is a messenger RNA of Leptopilina boulardi, 1984 nucleotides long. RefSeq lists its product as uncharacterized. The record is from RefSeq and is a predicted model, not a curated record. Lineage: Eukaryota; Metazoa; Arthropoda; Insecta; Hymenoptera; Figitidae. The transcript is spliced from 8 exons. Bases 156 to 1457 code for a protein of 433 amino acids.